Molecule: messenger RNA, 1970 nt
Organism: Procambarus clarkii (red swamp crayfish)
Lineage: Eukaryota; Metazoa; Arthropoda; Malacostraca; Decapoda; Cambaridae
Product: 4-trimethylaminobutyraldehyde dehydrogenase
Molecular function (GO): 4-trimethylammoniobutyraldehyde dehydrogenase (NAD+) activity; aminobutyraldehyde dehydrogenase (NAD+) activity
Source: RefSeq, a predicted model, not a curated record
UGGACCCCUUGAUACUAGCCUCUAAAUUGACAACACUCGAUCCUAUGAUUAAUAAUCAUUGUUCAAGAGUCUCGUAUCUUAUACGCCAACAUUUAUGAAUUAUAUAAUACUUGUGAGUCGCGUACAAAGGCGAGAUAAGCCAUGACAAGUGAGAGUGGAGUGUAGUCCGAGGCGCCACACUUAACGUAAGCCUGUCGAAAGUGGCCCCAGGCCUGUCCCGGGAGUAGAAGAACUCCCGAAAUCUUCUCCGGCUAUGUUCCAGAUGAUGUCAUAUUUCAGUAGUCGAACUAUUAGUCGUACUUUUACACGAUCUGUGACGGGUCCUUGGAACUAUGUGACUGGCAAGCGGUGUGACCCCAGUGAGUCACUUGGCUCUAUAAAGGUAACUGAGCCAGCAACUGGUCAAGUUUUGUGCGAGGUGCUGCGCUCAGGACCAUUGGAGGUGGACCAUGCAGUUUCUAGUGCCAAGGAAGUGUUUUCUACAUGGAGUAAAUUGUCUGGUCGAGACCGUGGCCAGAAGCUGAUUAAAGCCGGUCACAUCAUCAGAGAAAAUUUAGAAGAUAUUUCUAAACUAGAGGUACGUGACACUGGUAAGCCCAUAUGGGAAGCUCGUGUAGACAUUGCAUCUUGUGCCGAGGCUCUUGAGUAUUAUGGUGGCUUGGCCCCUGCGAUCAUUGGGCAGCAUGUUCCACUGCAUGGAGGUUCAUUUGCUAUGGUGCAGAGGCAGCCACUAGGAGUAAUUGGAGGCAUUGGGGCCUGGAACUUUCCCAUGCAGACAUGUGUAUGGAAGGUGGCACCAGCACUGGCUUGUGGCAACACAUUUGUGUACAAGCCCUCACAGUUCACACCAGUCACAGCUGUCACGCUGGCGGAAAUUCUCACCGAGGCUGGAGUGCCAGAUGGUGUCUUCAAUGUUAUACAAGGAGAUGGAGAGAGUGGAGCCAAGUUGUGUGAUCAUCCAGAUGUGGCAAAGCUCUCUUUCACUGGAUCCAUCUCCACUGGCACUAAGGUGAUGGCAGCUGGUUCUAAAGGUGUAAAGUCAGUGACACUGGAGCUUGGGGGCAAAUCUCCACUCAUAAUAUUUGAGGAUGCUGACAUGAAGAAUGCUGUCAAAGCCACAUUGAUGGCAAACUUUCUCUCUCAGGGUCAGGUGUGUUCUAAUGGAACUAGGGUGUUUGUUCAGAGCAGUAUUGCCAGUGAGUUUAUCAAGAAAUUGGUGGAUGCAACUAAAAGACUCAAGCUUGGAGAUCCAUUUGGUGAAGAUACUACUGUAGGAGCAACUAUUCAUGAAGAGCAUGCCAAAAAGGUUCUUGAUUUUAUUGCAUCUGCCAAGGAAGAAGGUGCAAGAGUACUGUGUGGAGGAGAACGUGUGAUACAACCCGGGAAGCUACGCGGUGGGUGGUACCUAUCACCAGCUGUGUUGGUCAACUGUAAAGAUCAAAUGAAGGUUGUGAAGGAAGAGGUAUUUGGUUCAGUUGCAUCAGUACUGGAGUUUGAUUCGGAGGAAGAAGCUGUUAAGCGAGCCAAUGACACGGACUUUGGCCUAGCAGGAGGAGUGUUUACAAAAGAUAUCCACCGUGGUCAUAGAGUGGCUAAUGCUAUUGAAGCUGGAACUGUGUGGAUCAACACUUACAAUUUAUACCCAACAGAAAUUCCUUUUGGUGGCUACAAACAUAGUGGAAUUGGUCGAGAAAAUGGUCAUACUGCAGUAGAUAACUUCACUCAGACACGCACAAUAUAUGUGGAGAUGGGAAAUGUUGAUUGUGGACCUUUAUACCAAGAAUAAGGUUUCCAAUCUUUUUAUUUGAAUUAUAAUACGCAUCUGGUUUUCAUGGGCAUAAAUCUUGAAAUACCUUGUGACUUACCCAUCCACUAAGAAUGGUAUUAUAAUUGUGGAGGAAAAUUUAAUUCAUUCCAGUACAGUAUCUAAGAAUUUUAUAUAAAAAAUAAAAAUAAAGCAUAUGUAAUAA